AUGGCAUCUGGGAGAGUGGCUCUUAUAACAGAAUUUAUCUGGCUGUGUUUGGUUGGAAGUCUUUGUGAUCAGAAUGUCUACCCUAAAGUGGGCACCCUCUUUGUACACAAACUGGAUGCUGAGGAUUACCAGCAACAAUUCCUGAAUAAAUCAGGUAAUGAGCGAACUCAACCUAUUUCCUUCCGCGCUAAUUUGGAAGGGUUCCCCGACUUGCCUGGAUGGCUGCGUUAUACUCAGCGCUCCCCAUGGCACAGUGGAUAUUUGUACGGCUCCCCAACUAGCCCAGAAAAACACAUCAUAGAGAUCAAAGUAUAUAAUAGACACACAUUUGAAAUGCUUCGAGAAAAGAUCGUUUUCCAUAUCCGUUCUGCAGAUGAUGUGCCGCCGCCGUAUCGAGCUGAGUUUUUGGUGGAAAACAUGGACGUGGAGGAGAUGCUGCCCCCAGAGGCUCAGCACAGCUUCCAGGUUCCCUUGCAGGCUAUCUGGAACACCCAGCGUCUGUCCAUCAUUAAUAUCACAUCAGCUCUGGACAAGGGAGGACGGGUCCCGCUCCCACUUCCAGGACGUAAAGAGGGGGUCUUCAUAAAGGUGGGAUCUGUUAUCCCUUUCUCAGAGUGCAUGUAUGACACCCAGAAUCUUCAGACUCGACAGCAGUGCCAACAAGGGCAGAAGCCGGUGCUGUGUCAAGAACUUUUGCCAAAUGACUUUGUCAUAGACUGGUGCAAUGUGACAUUGGUAAGUAGCAGAUCCUCUCCGAUACCUUUGCAAACGCCCCCCACUGCCGCCAUAACCCUGGAUUUUGAAGGAGACUUUAAUCCACCUCCUGACACCCUGGAGGAAACCAACUACAUCCCUGAUUACCUUCUCACCUUUCUACUUCCCACCCUCAUCGCCCUUCUGCUGUGUGCACUGCUCUCUUAUAUCAUGUGCUGCCGUAGAGAGGGGGUAGAGAAGAGAGACGACAAUACAGCUGAGCUUCAGUUGGUCCACCAACAGUCCAUCUUCUCCAACACGGAAGAGCUUCGGAAGAUGGCCGCCUCUCGUGACUUUCCACGACCACUCUCCACGCUGCCCAUGUUCAAUGCUUGCACCGGCGAGGGGACAUCGCCAAUGGAUCUGGCAGGUGACAGUGCCCGUGUGCCUCUUAUCCUGGCCCAGCAGUAA
Nanorana parkeri is the source of this 1164-nucleotide messenger RNA. It is a transcript of the gene SGCA, whose product is annotated as sarcoglycan alpha. Bases 1 to 1164 code for a protein of 387 amino acids. The transcript is spliced from 10 exons. Gene Ontology annotation, cellular component: sarcoglycan complex. Lineage: Eukaryota; Metazoa; Chordata; Amphibia; Anura; Dicroglossidae. The record is from RefSeq and is a predicted model, not a curated record.